Molecule: messenger RNA, 588 nt
Organism: Vicia villosa (hairy vetch)
Lineage: Eukaryota; Viridiplantae; Streptophyta; Magnoliopsida; Fabales; Fabaceae
Product: NDR1/HIN1-like protein 10
Exons: 1
Coding region: 1-588 (195 amino acids)
Source: RefSeq, a predicted model, not a curated record
AUGUCCCGUAAACCUUCUCCCUCCAACUUAUCACAAGGCACGGUCGAUGGGACCUGCAAUCUCUUAGGAGUUUUUUGUAUUCUACUUUUGUUAGGUUUGGGCUUUGUAAUAUGUUUUGGUAUCUCUCUUCUAUUGGAAGGUUAUUCAGAAGUGGAGUUCAUCAUAGCUGAUGCCUCAAUCACUGAGUUCAAUUUCACAAGCGACAACACCUUAUAUUAUAAUCUUAAGCUCAAUAUUUCUGUGAAAAACCCAAACUUCGAAAACCAGUAUAUGGGCCCGAUCCAUGCAAUUUCUUCUUAUAAAGGUAAUAAAUUUGCUGCGGCGGAUAUGAAACGAUGUAAACUAUAUGGCAGAACUACCAAUUUACUUAAGCCUGUCAUGUUUUACGGGAACAGUUUGAUCAAACUCAAUGCUCAAAAACUUAUUGAGUAUGAUAAUGAGUCACGAUUGGGAAUUUUUAAUUUAGAUUUGAAGUUAAAUCAAUAUGGUUAUUGUCUUGGUUUGAAAGUUCCUAUGAUUUCUAAUGAAAAUUUAGAAUCUACUUUCAAUGUUACCAAAUGCUCCCGUGAAUACCAGGGAUCGUGCUAG